AAUACCAGGCUGUGGUUUCCGCUGGUGAGGGGGAGUAGGUUCCUGGUUACUCAGGGCUGGGAGGAGGAGGAGGAGGAGGAGGAGGCAGAGAUAGCUUCUCGGGAUCAUUUCUUUUUCCCUCUUCACUGGUUUCGGGGCCCUUUUUCCGCUGCUACACACACAUACAUGGGUUGAUCGGUGGGAGUCCUCUUCAUUUCAAAGCACUAGUAGAUUGUGAACAAUCCUGGGACACAAUGGGGAGAAACUGGCACUAUGUUGAUGAAGGAGAGGGGCAGCGAGACAAAGAAAGACAGAUUCAAAAGCAACAGCAAUAUCUGUCUAUGAACAAUCGGAAGGAUGACAUGGAGAUCACUUCCCAUUAUCGUCACUUACUGCAGGAAUUGAAUGAACAGCGACAACAUGGCAUCUUGUGCGAUGUUUGCAUCAUUGUGGAGGGAAAAAUCUUCAAAGCACAUAAAAAUGUCCUGCUUGGUAGUAGUCGCUACUUCAAAACUUUAUACUGUCAGGUGCAGAAGAUGUCCUCAGACCAGGCCACUGUGACUCACUUGGACAUAGUCACUGCGCAAGGUUUCAAAGUAAUCAUUGAUUUUAUGUAUUCAGCACACCUUGCACUGACUAGCAAGAAUGUCAUUGAGGUGAUGUCGGCUGCAAGCUAUUUGCAGAUGACAGACAUAGUUCAGGCAUGUCACAGUUUUAUCAAGGCAGCUUUAGAUAUCAGUAUUAAGACUGAGCCAUCAGAGGAUAUUAUGGAGUAUGAUAUGGGAGCUCCCUCAAGCAGCAGCAUUGAUAUUGUGACACCAGUAGCAGUGGGCAGGAGCACUUCUCCCUGGUUGGAAAGACGACGAACAAGCCCUGCAAAUUCUUCUGGAGAUUCGGCGAUUGCAAGCUGUCAUGAUGGUGGGAGCAGCUAUAGCAAAGAGGAACACGAGCAGAAAACUGACAGUCAUGAUGACAUCUCAUCGCAGUCGCUCUGGUCCAGUGAUGUUGGUUACAAUUCAUUUAGAGUCAAGGAGGAGCAGAUAUCUCCUUCGCAUUAUGGAGGUGCUGAACUGAGAGAAUCUCACAUUGGCAAGACCAUCACUUCACAGAACGCCUUUUCUGAUCAGGCCCCUGAGGUGUGGCAGCUGCCCGGUCGAAAAAAGAAUCGUAAAAAUAAGCAAACUGUGCGCCAUAUCACACAACAUAUUGAAGUGGACAGUAGAGCCAGUUCCCCAAUGCCAUCGAUGCUUACUGUUACAGGAUGGCCGUACAACAGCCGGGAUGGAUCAGGUGCAGAUGUCACUGAACCAAGUAGUUCAGAUAAUCGAGGAGACAGAUCCGAUUUCUGUCAGAAUCCAGAGGAACCACUAACCGGUGUAGAGUCAAAUUACCUUUCUCAGUUUGUUGCAUCCGUUAAAGAAGAACAGCAGGCAUCUACAGUGGCCAAUUUGAGAGCUGCACUUCUGAGCAAGCAUAACUUCUUAUCUGUCAAGUCUGAUCAACCAGGAGAUGAUAAUCCUAUUAUUUUUGAAUACUUGCCUAAAGGGCCCGGAAAUAGCUUGAAUCUCACAGAAGAUGCACAUGAUUUCCAACGGAGAGACUUGUCUCCACUGACUUCCCAGUUUUCAGAACAGUGUCUUCCCAGGAUAUUGCAAUGUGAUGAAAUGUUACUUAAACAAAUGUCGUGUAACUCAACUGAUGGACCGUCUCAGAUCAAGAUGGAUAGCACAGGGGGAAUCAUAACAUUAUCGAAGUAUUACGAACUUUCCAAUUCCGUUAAUGAAUUUACUGUGAUAAGAAAGAAGUUCAAAUGCCCAUACUGCAGCUUCUCUGCUAUGCAUCAAUGUAUCCUGAAGAGGCACAUGCGCUCUCACACAGGUGAAAGGCCAUACCCUUGUGAAAUUUGUGGCAAGAAGUUUACACGGCGAGAACAUAUGAAAAGGCACACCUUGGUCCACAGUAAAGACAAAAAGUAUGUUUGCAAAGUCUGCAACCGAGUCUUUAUGUCAGCAGCCAGCGUUGGCAUUAAGCACGGCUCUAGACGCCAUGGAAUAUGUGUGGAUUGUGCAGGCGGAAGUUUGAUGUCUCAGCUAGACCAGGAUGGUGCAGAUGAGUCUCCAGAUGGAUUGUUUGCUGCAGAGAAUCCGUACCCAGAUGAACAUGGGGAAAUGCAGUAUGCUGAUGAACAUGGGGAGGGCCCGUACCCCGACGAUCACGGGGAGGGCCCGUACCCCGACGAUCACGGGGAGGGCCCGUACCCCGACGAUCACGGGGAGGGCCCGUACCCCGACGAUCACGGGGAGGGCCCGUACCCCGACGAUCACGGGGAGGGCCCGUACCCCGACGAUCACGGGGAGGGCCCGUACCCCGACGAUCACGGGGAGGGCCCGUACCCCGACGAUCACGGGGAAGGCCCGUACCCCGACGAUCACGGGGAGGGCCCGUACCCCGACGAUCACGGGGAAGGCCCGUACCCCGACGAUCACGGGGAAGGCCCGUACCCCGAUGAGAAUGGGGAAAGUCAGUACCCCGAUGAGAAUGGGGAAAGUCAGUACCCCGAUGACCAUGGGGAAAAUCAGUACCCUGAUGACCAUGGGGAAAAUCGGUACCCUGAUGAUCAUGAGGACAGAGAAAGGGAGGUUGAUGAAGAAAUGGCAGAUGGUGAGGAGAUGAAGUGGAAGGAUGACGAUGUUAUUCCCCAGGCUGAUAUAGUUAUUGAAGAUGAUAAGGAGGUGAUUGAUUCCCAGCAAGACCAAGAGAAUCAAGAAAUUCCUGUGACAGAUGAUAAAGAUUUUGGAUGGAUUUCGCAGGAAAUGUAACCUUUUGGGUUACUUUUACAUUCUAGAGUGCACCAUAGUUCUUUAGAGUGCUAGCUGUUUCACUAAUGUACAUGUUAAAUUGUAGUCGGGCAGUUUUACAAGAACAUUAUAUUUACAAAGAAUACUAUUCAGAAAGAUAUUUACACCAGUGAUUUUUCAGGUUCAUUGUCCACUUGUGAAAUUUAGGAUUAGAUGUUAAAAUCUGGGGCAUUUUACCAGUGGUUCUAUACACCUUUCUUUCUUAAAUUUCAUAAUAUUUUUGAAGAAUGUUGGGAAAUUUAGAAAUUUCUAAUCAUUUUGUGAGCUGUUGUUGUCCUUUAAAAUAUUAUCUGGAUCUGGAUCCAGAUUGCCCACUAUGUAUACAGGAUCCAAAGCAUAUUGCUAACUGUUGCAAGAUAAUGAAGCAGCCAUUGAGCAACAAAAAUUUUAUCUAACUACUUGCUUCAUAAUUAUCAAUCCAUAAUAGUGCAAAUUAUCAUUCCCUCCGGCAGCCCAAAGUGCAAAUUGCUGUGAAAAUCCUAUCAUUAUAUGCGUUGGUAGAUUAGCCAUUACUGACAAUUAAUGCAUUAAAACAAGAAAGGUGUACAUUCCCAAACAAAAGAUUCUCCACUUUGCAAACUGAUGAGACAUUCCUUCAUUCUGUAACGUCUCUGUGCACACAAAUUUUACCAUAGGUUUAGUUUUGAGUUAGUGCAUUUUAAAUGUUCAUAAUGGGCUUGGCUGUGGCGGGUGUGAGUCAUGUGCUGCGUUGUUCUUUUAACAUUUCAAUGUCUAUAUUUUUGACCUCGUGGAGAUUAAUUUUUGGCUGUGUCAUGACAUGAAGCUUUCACAAAUUUCAAAGCUGUGCCAGAUCUCUCUGCUCUUUAGACAAGGAAGUAAGGAGUUAACUUAUUUGUUGCAUUGAAAAAAGGUAGCACAUGCUUUUUUAUUAGUUAUAAUAUACACUAAAUACUGAAUAUAUACCAAAUUAUAUGUUUUAAUAGAAUUUACUUUGGAUAUUUUACUGAUAAUUUUUGUUUAUCGUUUAGAAGAUGCAAAAAAAACUGGAAUUGUUCAAUAUAUUUCAGAAAAUCAAAUCUUAUCAUGUUUUGGCUUGUUAGUGGUAACGUGCAAAUCCUUACUAAAUUAAGCCAUAAUUGUGGUUACUUUUUAGAAAUCUAUAUUGUAUUUCCGAUUUCUGCCUUUUACAUUAGGAGUUUUGCCUGAUGAAAGUUUUUAAGAGUGCUGUGUGAGUAUGCUCUCAUAUAUUUAUUUUUUUUCAACAUGCUUUCAGCUGGAUUUGUUAAAAGUGCUUAAAGCUGUUGAAAUCUUCUCUGCUUGGAAUAUUAUUCUAUAUGAUACUGACUUUGUAAUUAUAAAACCUGUGUUUGUAUUCAAGAUGUGUUUAAUAUUCAGAGUUAGUUAUGAGUAGUGGGAGAAGAUGACUGUGCAUUGUACUGAUCUCUGUAAAUGUAGUAAUUACAUUUUUUUAGGUGAUUAUGCUUUCUGUAUCUUGGGCAUGCCAAAGGUCUGCCUAAAGUUCAUGUGCUGGGAAUAGCUUGGAUAUACUCACACCCGAAUCAAUCUUAAAUAAACCGGGAAGUGCUGCCAAAGCAAACCAA
Messenger RNA from Stegostoma tigrinum, 4399 nucleotides. Its product is annotated as zinc finger and BTB domain-containing protein 46-like. Gene Ontology annotation, molecular function: protein binding; DNA-binding transcription factor activity, RNA polymerase II-specific; RNA polymerase II cis-regulatory region sequence-specific DNA binding. The transcript has 8 exons. Bases 234 to 2798 code for a protein of 854 amino acids. The record is from RefSeq and is a predicted model, not a curated record. Lineage: Eukaryota; Metazoa; Chordata; Chondrichthyes; Orectolobiformes; Stegostomatidae. Gene Ontology annotation, biological process: regulation of transcription by RNA polymerase II.